AAUUGUAUUACUAUUUGAGGCAGUGUUCUCUAAGCUAUAGUGACAGCAACAAAGUGGUAAAGAUUCGUUGAUUAAUUAAAGUAAAACAAAAAGGGACAAACUAUUGACUAUUUGCUUGCUUGAUCAAAUCUGUGUUUCUACUAGAACUACUCUCCCUCUUAACUAUGGCCGAUGCUGUGAUUUCCAUGGUCGUUCGGCUGUUGGGGUCUCUUCCUCUUGAGAAGAUAAUAAAAGAAGUGAGUUUGCUCAACAAUGUUCAACAAAGAGUGGAAAAUUUGAAGAGAAAUUUGAGGUCCAUUCAAGCUGUACUUCAUGAUGCUGAGAACAAAAGAUGGAGUAGCAAUAGUGAAAGUGUGAAAGUUUGGCUGGAGACGCUUGAAGAUGAUGCUCAAGAGAUGGGCAACGUUCUCGAUCGAUGGAACACUCUCAUUCUCAGAUCCCAAAUUGAGAAUGAGUUUGAUCAAAGGCGAAAUUCGGUUAGUUUCUUCAAGCCCUCUUCUUGUUUUUGUUUCCCGAAAGUGAAUAAAUUGAUUUCUUGCCGUGAGAUCGCUUUGAAAAUUGAAGAACUCGAUGGAAAAAUAACUAAAACAGCUAAUCAGAUAGGCCAAUUAGGCCUAUUAGAAAACAUGACGAGAGUUGCUACUCGUGACGUACAAGUUGUGGGAAGAUUGGAAACAACCUCUCUUGUUGAUGAAACUGAAAUUCAUGGUCGAGAAGAAGAUAAGAAGGCCCUGUUAGAUAUGUUAAUGUCAGAGAGAAGUUAUGGCAUUGACCAGAGACUACUUGAGGUCAUCUCUAUCGUGGGGAUGGGUGGACUUGGCAAAACCACUCUGGCGCAAUUGGCUUUUAAUUAUGAAAGAGUUAAGAAUCAUUUUCCUAAAAUGAUUUGGGUAAGCGUCUCUGAGCCUUUUGAUCUACGCAAUAUUGUAUUAGCUAUUACUGAAAUUCUUCAUAAAGAAUAUUACCACACUCAAAUCCAAGAAAAAGAUGAUUCAAGUCAGAUCCAAUAUAACAAGCCACCAACAUUUCAAACCUUAGAAGGAGCAUUUACAUGUAUUUCUACUCUUCUUGGUAAGGGUCGAUUUCUUUUGGUUCUAGACGAUGUAUGGAACGAGGAGUACAGUAAAUGGGAACCAUUGGAGGUAUUUUUGAAAAAAUUAGAUUCUGUGGGAAGUAAAGUUUUGAUUACCACACGAAAGGAGAGUGUAGCACGUGUCAUGGGAGCCACUCCUUCCAAGAUCAUUCAUUUGAAAGAGUUGAACCAUAGUGAGUGCCAAUUGAUAUUUGAAAGACAAGCUUUUAAAGGUAGAAAUAACGAUGAAGGAAUCAAAGAAUUAAGAGAUAUUGCUGUGCAAAUCGUGAAAAAGUGCAAGGGAUUACCUCUGGCUGCCAAGACUUUAGGUGGUUUGAUGCUUUCCAAGAGAAGUAGACAGGAAUGGGAAGAGGUUUUACGUAGUCAACUGUGGGAGUUAAAUGUUCGUGAAGUUGAACAAUACCUCUUUGGUCCACUUUUAUUAAGUUAUCUUGAUUUAUCUUCCUUAGAGAAACGUUGUUUGUUGUAUUGUUCCAUAUAUCCAAAAGAUUAUCUUAUUUACAAGAAGGAAUUAAUUGAAUUAUGGAUGUCAGAAGGUUAUAUAAUUACAGAAGAAGAAGGGACAAGUAUUUUUCAAAAUUUAGCAAUGAGAUCCUUCUUUCAAGAUUUUUCAGAGACGGAAGACGAAUGGGAUGGUAAUGUGGUUUGUACCAUGCACGAUAUAUUACAUGACUUCGUUCAAUAUUUGACAAAAAGAGAAUGUGAGAUCAUAGAAGUUCUUAAUAUUGAUUCAGUUGAUCAGAAGAGAAGACUUGGUGAUCAAAGGACCCGACAUUUGACCAUAGCAAUGGAGUCUGGAGCUCAGUUUCCCAAUUUGGAAUUGUCUAGAGACAGUAAACUUUUUCUGCACACAUUUCUUAUUUUAAGGUAUGGAGAGUUCGAUUUUUCUGUUGAUAGCUCCACAUUCUUAAGUAUAAGACAUAUUCGGACUUUGAAUUUGUCCAAUUGCAGGCUCCAUACACUGCCAGCAAAUGUUGGCGACUUAAUACAUUUAAGAUAUCUUGAGUUGUCCAACAAUCCUUUGGAGGAAUUACCGGACACAAUUUGUAACUUAUGCAACCUUCAGACUUUCAAAUUAAUGGAUUGUCUAUUUUUACUAAAGCUACCUGAAGGGAUGGGAAAGCUAAUCAACUUGAGGUCUUUGUAUUAUUGGGCUGAAAGUCAUGCUUUCAGUGGACUGCCAAAAGGAAUUUCGAGGCUCGCUUCAUUGCAAUAUUUAGAUUGGUUUCAAGUUCCCCAGAACGAGACAGAGUACUUGACUCUUAGAGAUUUGACGAAGAUGAACGACAAGCUCAAAAUUAAUCUGCUGGCUCUUAGUUUGGACAGUCUUGUAAAUAAGGAGCAUGCAACUGAGGAUAACAAGGUAGAUCUAACCACUUGGGAACACGUCAAUGAAUUGAUGAUAUGGCCAGGACACCCACGUAAUGAAUUCGAUUUUGCACUUGAGUACUUUAAACCUCAUCCAAAGUUAACAGUUUUAACAGUAAGGUAUUACACGAGCCACACAUUCUCUCCAAGAUGGAUGAUGUCCUUGCAUCUUUUGCGAGAGAUUGAAUUCACUUGUUGCCUUUCUUUAAAGAUUUUACCUGCAUUUUUAGGAAAACUACCAUCGCUCGAGUCACUCCAAUUCUGGAGUUUCAAAUGUGGAAAAGUUGGUUUGGAAGAUGAAGAUCAUGAACAAGUCCCGUUCAGUUCUACUCUAUACCCUAAACUUAAACGACUGACGUUCAUGAGUGGGAAGAACUGGGAAGAGUGGGAAGCAGAAGUACCUUGCAGUUCAAAACUCAUGCCGUCUCUCCAAACCUUGACGUUUGAGGACUGCCCUAGGCUUCGAGUGCUACCUGGCUUUCUUCAAAGAGUUCCUAUGCAAAUUAUAAAUAUUCACCGUAGUAGUAUUCUCGAGGAAUAUUGCAGAACGAGAGAAGGGAAUGAAUGGCCCAAGAUUUCUCACGCCAAAAACAUUAUCAUCGACCACGUGCACGUGCAGAGUGAUGGUUGUUACGUUGGAGUGACUAUUUGAACAAGAGUGCUGGUUUCGAUCCAUGAACGUACAGAUGUUAUCGAAAAAUAUUGUAAUAAUAUGUGAUGAAUUUGUGGAAAAAGAAUGAAGACUCUUGGAAAUGGAUUUCAAAUAGCUCACGAUCAAGAUCAAGU
This is a messenger RNA of Humulus lupulus (European hop), 3247 nucleotides long. Its product is annotated as putative disease resistance protein RGA3. Gene Ontology annotation, biological process: defense response to other organism. NCBI's taxonomy places the organism in Eukaryota, Viridiplantae, Streptophyta, Magnoliopsida, Rosales, Cannabaceae. The transcript is spliced from 2 exons. Gene Ontology annotation, molecular function: ADP binding; protein binding. The coding region runs from base 165 to 3113 and encodes 982 amino acids. The record is from RefSeq and is a predicted model, not a curated record.